CCCGUAACCGACCAAGAAAAGAUCGUGAGUGUGAAAAACGAGUGUCUUUCAGAGGAGAGAGAGAGAGAGAGAGAGAGAGGUGGGACCUACUCGCGUUACCUACAGCAGCCGCGUGUGCAUUCCCAGUAGUAGCCAGAAGGGAAAUCAACGGAAGUAAUCGACGACCUGCUGGCCUUUGCUCUGAAACGCGUCAUCUGUUGACCAUUUUCAAGGCUCUCUCUUCCGUCUCUUUAUAACUUCUGCUCGCAAGAAGCUAUUCUUCUUCCAAUGCAUUUCUUUCUCGCCUUCUUCUAAAGAGCCCAUGGCUUCUUCACAUGACUUUCUGCUCUUCUCCUUCGUCAUCUCCCUCUCCGCCUUCGCGUGGGCCCCACGCCCAUCUGAUGGCCUCUCCACUUUCGGCUUCGAUCUCCACCAUCGCUUCUCCGAUACCGUCAAGCGCUGGGCCGGCUUCCGCGCCGACGAGUGGCCCGACAAGGGGACCUUCGACUACUACACAGCGCUGGCGGAUCACGAUCGGAUCCUCCACGGCCGCCAUCUGUCGUCCCGCAAUGACAAUCAGACGCUGACGUUCUACGAUGGGAACACGACAAUCUCCACGGGAUCUUUGCAUUACGCGUUGGUUUCGUUGGGUACGCCGAAUGUGACAUUUCUGGUGGCGCUCGAUACAGGGAGUGACCUCUUUUGGGUGCCGUGUGAUUGCAAACAGUGCGGGCCCACAUCGUUUGUGGAUAUUGAGUUCAACAUUUACAGCCCCAAUAGAUCGUCAACAAGCAAAAGAGUUCCAUGCAGCAACAAACUGUGCGAAGCCCAAAGUAAAUGUACAGGAGCAGGCAGCAAUUGUCCCUACACGGUUGCUUACAUGUCUGCUAAUACCUCGUCUUCUGGGAUUUUAAUAGAGGAUGUCAUGUACCUGACAACAGAAGACAGUAAUCAUGAAGCUGUUGAUGCACAGAUUGUAUUUGGUUGUGGACAGGUUCAGAGUGGUUUGUUUCUGGAUGGUGCAGCCCCCAAUGGUCUAUUUGGGCUUGGCAUGGGCAAGACAUCUGUUCCAAGCAUUUUAUCAACUGCAGGACUCACAGCAGAUUCAUUUUCCAUGUGCUUUGGUCAAGACGGCUUUGGAAGAAUAAUUUUUGGGGACAAGGGUAGCCUGGACCAAGAAGAAACUCCAUUCAAUCCUCGGGAUCCAAUUAGAUUCCCACUAUACAAUGUCAGUGUAACUGGACUACGCGUGGGCACAAGUCUCACCAAUUCAAAUUUCAGUGCUAUUGUUGAUUCUGGAACCUCGCUUACAUCCUUAGCAGAUCCGGCUUAUACACAUCUUUCUGAGAGUUUCAACUCUCAAGUUCUAGAUAACCGGCGUUCACCUGAUCCCAAGAUCCCAUUUGAAUAUUGCUAUUAUAUCAAUCCUAAUGAGAAUAGCACUAUGAUACCCAAUGUCAGUCUAACAAUGAAAGGUGGAGGCCAGUUUUCUGUUUUUGUUCCUAUAGCUGUUGUGGCACAAUAUGUAUAUUGCUUGGCUGUUGUCAAGAGUAGUGACUUGAAUAUUAUUGGCCAGAAUUUCAUGACUGGCCAUCGCAUCGUCUUUGAUCGGGAGAAGUCUGUCUUGGGCUGGAAGAAGUUUGAUUGUUACGAUGUCGAGAAUUCCACUACUCUACCAUUAAACCCUCGAAACUCCGCUUCUGCUGCAGUAUCUCCUGCAGCUGCAGUUGGGCCAAAUAGCUACACUCCUGAAGCAACAAAAGAGACUGGGAAUGAUGGUCAGGUUUCUGUGCUACCAAUACCACCUUUGGUCAACCAAUCAUCUCAUCUGAACUCAUGCUUCAGACAUACCCCCUUGAUGCUGUUUCUACUCCUUUUAUUUGUCAUUCUUUGGUAAUUCUUUUUACCAGCUUUACUAUAGAAACCACACCAUACAGAAAUUUAUAGUUCACCCUAUGUAUCAUAUGUUUAUCAAACUCCCAUCAAGAUUAAUUUAUGUCAAUGCAAUUUAUAGCAUCCUUUUUCUUA
Magnolia sinica is the source of this 2007-nucleotide messenger RNA. RefSeq names its product aspartyl protease family protein 1. The transcript is spliced from 10 exons. Gene Ontology annotation, biological process: proteolysis. Gene Ontology annotation, molecular function: aspartic-type endopeptidase activity. The coding region runs from base 302 to 1876 and encodes 524 amino acids. NCBI's taxonomy places the organism in Eukaryota, Viridiplantae, Streptophyta, Magnoliopsida, Magnoliales, Magnoliaceae. The record is from RefSeq and is a predicted model, not a curated record.